Messenger RNA from Talaromyces proteolyticus, 1278 nucleotides. RefSeq lists its product as uncharacterized. The transcript is spliced from 2 exons. NCBI's taxonomy places the organism in Eukaryota, Fungi, Ascomycota, Eurotiomycetes, Eurotiales, Trichocomaceae. Bases 1 to 1278 code for a protein of 425 amino acids. Gene Ontology annotation, molecular function: hydrolase activity, acting on carbon-nitrogen (but not peptide) bonds. The record is from RefSeq and is a predicted model, not a curated record.
AUGGCCAGGACAUAUCUCAUUCGUAAUGGGACUGUGGUAUCAAUGGACCCUUCCAUAGGAGUCGUUGAAAACUGCGACGUUCUAAUUGAAGGCUCGAAGAUCGCCAAAAUAGGGCCGAACAUCGUAACUGGCGACGAAGUCUCUGUGAUUGACGCCACCAAUUGCAUCGUUUCUCCUGGCUUCGUCGACACGCAUCGACAUACCUGGCAGACGCAAUUGCGCACAAUAACCUCAAAUGAUACGCUUUUUGAUUACUUCGUCAAGGUCCGCAAUGUCUAUGGCUCGUGCUAUACGCCAGAGGAUGCAUAUAUGGGAAACUACUGCGGUGCUCUCGAGUCUAUCAACUCGGGGAUUACAUGCCUCGUGGAUCACUGCCACAUCAUCAACUCGCCUGCCCAUUCCGACGCAGUUGUCAAAGGCCUCAAAGAUGCAAAAAUCCGUGGUGUCUUCUGCUAUGGACUUUAUCAGAACCCGCUUCACGAGGGUCGUUGUGAAGGGACUGCCAUAGAUGACAGUGCGAAUCCAGGCUGGCGAGAAGCAGAUGCUGCACGGGUCAGAAGAGAGCACUUCCCUUCAAAUGAGAAGACCGACUUGUUGAGAUUCGGCUUUGCUCCAGCGGAGAUGGAACGAUUUCCUCUUCCGGUAACCCUUGACGAGGUCAAGUUUGGUCGCUCUCUGGGUGCUGCAAUUAUCACUGGCCAUAUAUCGAUGGGCUAUCUCAACAAAGGUCUCUAUCUCGUACGUUCCAUGGCAAAGGAAAAUCUACUUGGUCCGGACCUGCUAUUCAGUCACGGUUCAGCGCUGGCAGAUGACGAGAUAGAGUCUCUCCGUGAAGCGGGUUCUGCCAUCUCUUCUACUCCCGACACAGAACUUCAGAUGGGCAUGGGCCAGCCUGUCUGUUUUCGCGCACACAAAAUGGACUGCCAUGCGAGCCUCGGUGCUGAGGCAAUGGGGCUUGAGCAUAUUAUUGGCAGCAUCACAGUUGGGAAACGAGCCGAUAUCCUCAUCACAUCUUGUGACUCGCUCCGGUUGACCCCUCUUCAUAAUCCUAUCGAUGGGUUGGUUUUGUACGCCAACGGAUCGGAUAUCGAUACUGUUCUAAUUGAUGGGGAAAUCGUAAAGCAAAAGGGGGCUUUUGUGCACGCUGACUGGAAGGCUGUUGGUAGCCGUCUCAGAGAUUCAGCAAAGGCAAUAAUGGAGCGAUCAAAGGCAAUUUCUAUUGAAAGGGUUAGAGCCAAGCUCCUCGCUGUUAUGGGAGAGGAAAUAUCGGAAAUAUGA